This is a messenger RNA of Effrenium voratum, 174 nucleotides long. The record is from the annotation of a GenBank genome assembly. Lineage: Eukaryota; Dinophyceae; Suessiales; Symbiodiniaceae.
GAGCUUCCCACGGACACCUCGGCGCGGCGCGCCGAAGGCGCCCUCAGCGAGCUCAAGACGCUGGGCCUGGCGCGCGUGGCCUGGGCCUCCGCGCGGCUGGACGCCAGGGGCGAGCCACUGCUGACGGCCGCUGCAGCUGAGUUCCUGCGCAAGCAGAGGGAGGCGAACAGCUAG